AUGUCCAACAACAAGAACCUUUUUGCCCUAUUGGGUAACGACGUCGAGGAUGAAACUGAGAUUCUGGUGACCAAGGAACUCGUCAAGAAGAACACCUCUUCCAAGAAGGCUGAUGUUCCUCCUCCUUCUGCCAACAAGGACCGUGCUAGAAAAAACCGUCCUCAGCCUACCGGAAACGAGGCUGCCAUUAGAGAGAAGAACACCAACAGAAUUGUAGAGCCACCUGUGCCAGCUAAGCAACGUUCUUCCAAGCCACGUAACGACCGUCAAGACAGAACCGGAAAGUCUGACACCGCAAAGAAGAUCAAGAAGGGUUGGGGAGAUGACAACCAGGAGUUGGAGAGUGAGUUGGCUGGUGCCGCUGAUGCCGAGGCUGAGGCUGAAGAAGGUGAGCCACAAGUCUCUACCAAGCCUGUCAAGUCAUAUGCCGAUUACUUUGCCGAGUUGAAGCUUUCUGCUGAUGCCUUGAAGGCCACUUCCAAGCGUACUGCUAACGCCGGUGCUGAAGACAAAUGGGGAUCUGGUGAGGUUAUCGUCAAGGAGGCCAAGCCCCAAGGCGACUCUGCUGCUUCUAAGAAGAGCUCCAGAAAGAAGGAGAAGAACCUUCUUGACUUUGAGGCUACUUUCGCCGAUGCUCAACCAGAGCCAAGAGGAAGAGACUCUUCCAACAGAGGCCGUGGUGGUGCCCGUGGUGGUGCUCGUGGCGGAGCUCGUGGUGGUGCCCGUGGAAACACCAGAGGAAACGCUCGUGGAGGUGCUCGUGGUGGUGCCCGUGGAGGUGCCAAUGCUGCCCCAGCCAAGAAAGAAAUCAACUUUGAUGAAAAGUUCCCUGCUCUCUGA
This is a messenger RNA of Komagataella phaffii GS115, 840 nucleotides long. Its product is annotated as Suppressor protein STM1. The transcript is spliced from 2 exons. The record is from RefSeq and is a predicted model, not a curated record. Lineage: Eukaryota; Fungi; Ascomycota; Pichiomycetes; Pichiales; Pichiaceae. The coding region runs from base 1 to 840 and encodes 279 amino acids.